UCACGGCUCUUGUCACUUCAAGUCGUGCCAGCGGCGAGGCCUCCUCGCUCCGGCGGCGUCCCCCGGCACAAUCUCGACAGCACAACGACCAUCGGAGUGUCGACUCUUACCCACCGAGAUUGCAUCUGGCUCCUCUCUCUCUCUGUCUCUCUGUGCUUAUCUCUAUCUGUUCCUCUGUCUCCUGGUGGUGACCGGCGCUUUUAAAAUUCGGAUUAUGCGUGCGCGUUCGUGUGGGACGUUCCUGCCAGGCGCUUCCAAGACCGAGAAGAAGUUGAAUGAAAAGUGAUUAAUUAUGUAGUGUCCAGACUCGCCGUGGGGGGCCCCUUUAAGAUAUUGGUUGCUAUUUCCGGAGCUUCAUUAUAUCAGGUGCAGAUACCAUGCGCAGGGUGUAGUUGUAAUCUGUGUAAGGGCUGAAAGUGAAUGUGAUGCGUCAUAUCACAGUCUAUAUACAAUCAUAGCAACGACAAGCGCCAUCAGCAUUCAAAAGUGCUCUUACGACAGAGAUUGUCGCAUCAAAGGUACGUGUCGGGGCAAAAGAGCGUGUGCAAUGAUUAAAGAUGGCAAGCGUGUGUCUGCGUAGAAUUCAGAUAAUGGUCCUUCAUUCACUUUGUCUCGCGAAUCGGGAACAAUAUCGCGUCUUCCUUUGUACUAAACGGCUGUUUCCUUACAAUCGGUCUUCUACUUUCGGUCGAAUUCAUUGGUCGGACAAUCUGAAUGUGAUUUAUAUGAAUCAUUGGCCUUCUAUAUCGCACUUUUUUUUAAUCCUGCUGUAUUAUGGAUAUGUGUGAACAUGUUCAGCUGCAAAAUUGUGCGUCGUAUAGUUUCAGUGUAUUUGUAGCCGUUGGCAUUGUUCGAAACCAAUCGCUCCCUUGAAAAUAGUCAUAUUAAUGGCAAUUAGUCAAACAGAAAAGCUUCACUGACAUUAAGCCUCUUUUCAAAGGAGGGUCCUGCGUUGGGAAGUUUUGGUCAAUUCCAUAAAAAAAAAGUAUUUGGCUUCAUACGACAUAUAACCGGAGUGCCCGGAAGAGAAAAAAAAUCCCCAUCACGAAUAUGAGAUAAACAAUCAAAAGCUCCGCACGGAUGGAUUGCGUUGUUGCACUGCCAUUCUCUGGCACCUCGACGACCCGCGUCUACAACACCUGGUACCCACAGGUGGUCUCUCAUUCACAUAAACUACGAAGCAGGACGAGCCCAGCUUAGCUUCACGCGGUGUCGCGAGAUCGGGCGCGCUUGGGGUUGUUAUUUUUUUUGUCGUAGGCGAGAGGCUUGCCUACCUCACUUGGUAAUGAAACAACAUUACUCGUGUCGUUGUUACUAUCGCUCUUCACGAAGCGUGCUGCGCAAACGCAGUGGCUUCUCCGAGGAGUAAGGCGGACGAGAAGGGGGAGAGGAAGGAGGAGACCACCCUCCUGGAAACUUCACAAGGGAUGAAUGCUCAAAGCUGCAUUGUUACUACAGUGCAGCGGUCUCCGCCUGCACUCUGAAAACGCUGACUGCGAGAAAAGCCCUCCGCUCACAUGAAGAGAGAAAAGCGAGAUCGGGGGUGGGAGCCCUCGCGCGGCGGUCCGUGCGUCCCCUAGCACUCCACCCUUCUCACGUCAGCGAGACGCAUGCUCGGCGUAGCCCAGCAGCAGCAGCAGCAGCGGCGGCGGCGGGAGCUUAAAGACACCGAGACGGUGGUCAUCCGCGCCGCCCUUUGCAGACAUUGGCACGCCGUUAGCAAAGCCCUCGUCCCCAUUACAUGGGACAGACGGCAUCGCUAGGUCGCCACAGCAAAGAGAGAGAGAGACGCCCACGCGCUGUGUUCGACCUGGAAUGACGGACGGGAAUGUGCGCAAAUCGCGCAAAAUUGUCCGCACAAAUCUCCAGAAUUCACGGACCUGAGAGCGGUAAGGACAUUUUGAAUUAAGUCGAUUUUUCACAGCUGUUCCUGGGUGUUGUUUUUCCUUCUUCCUCCUCGUAGAGAGGGAGGGGGAGAAUGUGUUAUUUCCUCUCAAGUGUGUCGAGGUGUCUGCACCACCGGCUCUCUUCCCGUGCGACCCCGAAACACCCCCAACCGCUUUCCCUCCACGGACCGCUCCCCCCCCACCACGAACUCCUAACAACACCUGCCUCGCUCUGCGGGACCUGCUCAGUGGGGGGUUCUGUCUCGCACCUCCGUAACUUAAUCCCUUCCCCCAUUAGCCCCGUCGCGACUACACUUUUGCCCAUUCGCCUCUUCAUUGUCGCUCGUUUGUGGCCACGGAGAAAUAAAACUUCGCCGCGAGGCGCCCGAGUCUUACACUCGCCCGGUCUGGGAUUAAUUCGGAUUUUCGAAGAUACGUUGUCAGUGUCGUUUUAGCUUACAGCUCGGAACGACCACGAGGCGCCCCACUCAAAACGCACGCAUUCGUCGUUGGUUAACGCAAGCCUGCAUUUUAAUCUCGACAUACGCUCACACUUUCGUGUUCUUUGUUGCAAAUCGGUAAGCUCAACUUGUUCCGCUUUGACGCGUGAUUUGUCCUGAUCUGUGCACUCAACGGGAGUUCCGUGCGCGCCUUUAGCUUGAGCGCGAGCGCUGGGAUCUUUGCAGGCUGAUUGCGAGGAUUGCGAACCGAAGACGCGCGUUUAAGUGAUGGAUUUGGUUCAUUAAUCGCACGCUGUAUUUCUGUGAGACAGCCUCCUCCGGGUUUCGGGGUGCACGCCGUGGGAUGAGGACGCCGACUGACCCGCAGUGAGAGCGCAACUCAGCGCCUUUCUUUGCCUCCCGAGGCCAGCCGAAGAUCCUUUCAUCACUCCCUGUAUCCGUCCCUACGUCCAUCCAUCUCUACAUCCAUUCAUCACCUCUGUCUAUCUGUCCGCCUCUGCAUUCUUCCAUCCAUCUGUCCGUCGCCUCCGUCCACCUAUCCAUUAAUCCCUCUCGUCAUUUACGUCCAUCCAUUUAUCCAUCACUCUCUCCCUCCGUCUCCCCACCCCAAACCAUCUCUCCCUCGCUAGCCAUCUCCUGUGGCUGCUGGCUCCGCCGUGGCCGGACCCCCCCCCCCCCCCCCCCCCCCUCGACACUCUCUCUCGCUGUGGCCAUGUACCGCAUGGCCCUGACGGCGCUCCGCCUGGUGCAGGCGAGGCGAGCCCGGCCCGCGACCGCGUGGCGCGCCGCCGGUCUCCUCGCUCUGCUUCUGCUCGCCGCGCUCGUGCUGCGCGCCGACGUCUCGCGCCGCUCGCCGCGCCUCCUCCUGCCCCUUCCCGUCCCCACGCCGCCGGGCGGAGAGCCCGAGCUCCAGGUGCAGCCCGGAGACCCCCCCGGGAACGGGGACCUCGAGGGCGCCGCGGACGACGCGGAGGAAAAUCCCGGGGCUCCAGCGCGCGUGGGAGCCGUGCUGCGGCUGCAGAUUAGGGCCCCCGCCAAGAAGCAGGCGAACGAAGCGAGGAGCUCUCAGCCCUGCAGCCGCUCUGACCACUACGGCCCCGACGAGCUGAAGCCCCACCUGGGGAGGCCCUCGCAGGACCCGCUGGCGCCCGGCGCCCGCGGGGCCGCGGUCCGGCUCGGGGCACUGUCGCCCGACGAGCUGGACGAGAAGGAGCGAGGCUUUGCCAAGCACUGCUUCAACGUGUUCGUCAGUGACCGCAUCUCCCUCCACAGGGACCUGGGCCCCGACACGCGUCCGCCCGAGUGCGUGCAGCAGAGAUUCCCGCGGUCGCCGCCGCUUCCCACGACGAGCGUGAUCGUGGUGUUCCACAACGAGGCGUGGAGCACGCUACUGCGGACCGUGUACAGCGUGCUCCACACGGCGCCCGCCCUGCUGCUCGUCGAGCUGCUGCUGGUGGACGAUGCCAGCACGGAAGAGCACCUGGGCGCGCGUCUGGAGGAACAGGUGUCUCACCUGGGCGGCCUGGUGCGCGUGCUGCGUCAGCGGCCACGCCGCGGCUUAACUGCCGCGCGGCUGCUGGGCUCACGCGAGGCUCGCGGGGACGUUCUCACCUUCCUGGACGCGCACUGCGAGUGCUUCUCCGGCUGGCUGGAGGCCCUGCUGGCGCGUGUGGCCGAGGACCCACGACGCGUCGUCAGCCCCGAGAUUGUCACCAUCGACCUGGACUCGUUCGAGGUGUCGCGCCCGGCCCCGCGCGGCCACGAGCCCAGCCGCGGCAACUUCGACUGGACGCUCACGUUCGGCUGGGAGGCCCUCCCUGAGAGCGAGCGCCGGCGGCGGAAGGAUGCCACGGAGCCCAUCAAGACUCCGACCUUCGCGGGGGGUCUCUUUUCAAUCUCCAAAGAGUAUUUUGAAUACCUGGGCACCUAUGACAAUCAGAUGGAAAUCUGGGGAGGCGAGAACAUUGAAAUGUCAUUCCGGGUGUGGCAGUGCGGCGGGCAGCUGGAGAUCGUGCCGUGCUCCGUGGUGGGUCACGUGUUCCGCACCAAGAGCCCGCACUCAUUCCCGGCCGGCGCCUCCAUCAUCACGCGCAACCUGGUGCGCGCCGCCGAGGUGUGGAUGGACGAGUACCGGCACAUCUUCUACCGGCGCAACCGCGAGGCGGCGCGCAUAGCCAGCCAGGGGGAGUUUGGCGACAUAUCGGAGCGACUGCGCCUGCGCGAGCGUCUGCAGUGCAAGAACUUCACGUGGUACCUGAACUCCGUCUACCCCGAAGCCUUCGUCCCCGACCUCAACCCGGAGGCGUUUGGAGCGCUGCUGAACCGAGGGAGGGGCCAGUGCUUGGACACUGGCGGUGAGAGCUCCCAGGGCAAGCCGCUCAUCCUCUACACCUGCCACGGGAUGGGCGGAAACCAGUACUUCGAGUACACGUGGCAGCGAGAGCUGCGGCACAGCGUGCAGAAGGAGCUGUGCGUGCACGCCACGCUGGAGGCCGUGUGCCUGGAGGAGUGCCGAUACCGCGGCCACAACAGCUCCACACCGGGCGAGCAGCUGUGGCAGCUGCGGCAGAACAAACUCAUCUACAACCCGCUGACGGACCUGUGCCUGACAGCGCGUGGAGAGCACCCGUCGCUGGUGCCCUGCAACCCCCAUGACGCCCUUCAGCGGUGGGUCUUGCAGUAGUGGGAAAAACAAAGGCCGCCUCUACAAAACCUCGCAUCCUUCCAUCUACCCGGGGCCUUCAGAGGAAGCGUGCUGGUGUUGUGCAAGCCGUGCGUGCGGACAGAGCGCUUGUUGUGGCUAUCGAGUGUGACAGGCAGUAGCAAUUGCACCAGGGCCCAUGCCCCUCUCGCUCGAUAAUCUGAAAUGGGACAUGAGACUCGAUAUUAAUCCUCGUACCGGAAUCCUUGCAGAUCUCAGACCCUAAUAAAGGAUUUAAACCGGGUCGUUCGCUUCCGCACCGGGCACGCCACAUCCACAAUUAAACUAAAUUCGCCAUAAUAGAUGAAUUCAUCAGCUGGUAGAGGCCACUCUAUGGCCCCACUGUCAAGUCGUGAGGAGGGAAGAAUCCACCACUGCUUACUGAUGCGAGUCCAACAUCCAAUCGCGUGCUGCAACUUUCGUGAAAACGAAGCGUCGGAAUAGUGCUUUCCGCACUAGGACUGUUUUAACAACUGACACACGAAUUCAGAGAUAGUGUAGCAUGGUUAUAGCAUAGCGCAUAGGCGGUUGUCGAUGAAAUUUGCUUUUAUAAAUGCUAGAAUCUGACGUCUUCAAUAUUAUGCAUUGAUCGUGCCCCACGGCACGGGGUGUGAGCUUCUUCAACAAUCGCAGGACCAGUUUCUUUUAGCCCUUUUGUUUCUACUUGAAUGUAGGCCAUCUCUUCACACGUUACACAAUGAAAAUCCAGCAUGGUUUACAUGAUAGAGUCGAAGCUAAAUUCCUUAGAGAAGUAUAUAUAUAUUUUUUAAAAUGAUAACGCCAAUGUGUUACAUUGUGUAAAUACGAAUUGUAAUCGAACAAAAAUGUUGCACAGCAAUAAAGACAGAUUGAUAUCCCUC
Molecule: messenger RNA, 5908 nt
Organism: Petromyzon marinus (sea lamprey)
Lineage: Eukaryota; Metazoa; Chordata; Hyperoartia; Petromyzontiformes; Petromyzontidae
Product: polypeptide N-acetylgalactosaminyltransferase 3-like
Biological process (GO): protein O-linked glycosylation
Cellular component (GO): Golgi apparatus
Molecular function (GO): polypeptide N-acetylgalactosaminyltransferase activity
Source: RefSeq, a predicted model, not a curated record